Molecule: messenger RNA, 5127 nt
Organism: Linum trigynum
Lineage: Eukaryota; Viridiplantae; Streptophyta; Magnoliopsida; Malpighiales; Linaceae
Source: the annotation of a GenBank genome assembly
GGUCAAUCCUUGGAUUCUAAUUAACAACCAUUUAUGUGAAUGUCGUAAAGAAAUAUAUUCAGAUAAGGAAAUUAUAUUUGUGUGUUAUUCGGGUGUUGGAGCUGUUGGAAUAUCCUUUGAACUUUUUUUAGGAUUGAAUUUUUUUUUUCCGUGCAAAUUAGAUAAAGGGCUUUGGACAUUUCAUUUUCUCUAUUUUAUGGAAACAGAUCAGGUCAGUAACCUUAUGGUAAGUAACCAUGAGUAACCCGUCCACAUCAGCAUGACAUCAACAUUUCUCUCUCUCCUUGAAAGCCUUUAAUUUUCCCCUCCUUAAUCUUUGACGGACGAUUUCUCACUCGUUUUAAGUCGAUUUUUUUUGCACAGUUAGAUCAGAUUAAUUGUGCUCUUCGAAAUGAUAUCCACUUUGAUAUAUUUUUGAAACAAAAAGAAUUGAGCCAUUUUUUAUCAGUCUAUACCAUAUGGUAUUGAUUGGUAUUGAAAUAAGAGCAUACCUAUGGUUUGAAAAGCGUACCAUGGUGGUAUGAACAAACCAAGACUGUAGGAUGGUUGAAUACAUGAUAGUAGAAGUAUAUUAACUGUCAUUUACAACUUUUAACAUUGUGUACCACAAGAUACCACCCCGUACUAGGGUGGUAUUUUAUGGUAUUGUAUAGUAUUUUUUGGUCCUGUAAUUAGUUCACUCAAAAAUUUGUAGAUCCAAUAGAUCAUGAUGAACUCAUUUCUUCUGUGCAAAAAUAUGGUAUGCAGUUGUACCGAGAGGCAAGAAAUUUUUUUCUCAAAAGAUAUUGAAAAUGGAUCUCGUUUUGUAGAGCACAACGAACUCGUUCCAUCUGUGCAAAAUAAUUGAAAUCCGAGUUAAAACGAAGAAGAUAUGAGCCGAUUAAGAAAACAAGGGAAAGUAAAAAUGACAUUUAAUUCUCCAUCCUUAGAUCUGGAUUUUCUGAAUGAAGAGUCCAUAUUUAUUAUUGAUGAGUGUUGCACCCUAUCUUUAGCCCUAUUUUAUCAUUAACCGACAAUUCUUUUAAACAUAAGUCCGCAACAAAGUGCGAAUAAUUGUCUAGUAAGCAUAUAUAUUCAAAGAGCCAUUCAAUUGACUAAUUAUCAUGCUCACCAAUUUAAUAACAUGAAAAUUUUUCAAAUUAAUCAUCCUUGCCCAAUUGAAUGACUCGCUACAGAGAUCAAUUAAACCCUUUACAUGCAAGGAAUCGCCAAUCUUACUAUUGCAAGCAGAUUAAUUGUAACAAAUGGGAUCAAAGGGUAAACAAGAUAUAGUUUGGGGACUAUUUUGUAAUUAGGAAGACAUAAAAGAAAGGGUCUGCUGUAAUGGAUAGUUAUCGAAUACAAUAAUCAGAAAUUACUUCUUUCUAUUGAUUGGUAUUGAAAUAAGAGCAUACCUAUGGUUUGAAAAGCGUACCAUGGUGGUAUGAACAAACCAAGACUGUAGGAUGGUUGAAUACAUGAUAGUAGAAGUAUAUUAACUGUCAUUUACAACUUUUAACAUUGUGUACCACAAGAUACCACCCCGUACUAGGGUGGUAUUUUAUGGUAUUGUAUGGUAUUUUUUGGUCCUGUAAUUAGUUCACUCAAAAAUUUGUAGAUCCAAUAGAUCAUGAUGAACUCAUUUCUUCUGUGCAAACGUUUUCAAAAACAAAUUAAAAACAAAGAAGAUACCAUAUGGUAUGCAGUUGUACCGAGAGGCAAGAAUUUUUUUUCUCAAAAGAUAUUGAAAAUGGAUCUCGUUUUGUAGAGCACAACGAACUUGUUCCAUCUGUGCAAAAUAAUUGAAAUCCGAGUUAAAACAAAGAAGAUAUGAGCCGAUUAAGAAAACAAGGGAAAGUAAAAAUGACAUUUAAUUCUCCAUCCUUAGAUCUGGAUUUUCUGAAUGAAGAGUCCAUAUUUAUUAUUGAUGAGUGUUGCACCCUAUCUUUAGCCCUAUUUUAUCAUUAACCGACAAUUCUUUUAAACAUAAGUCCGCAACAAAGUGCGAAUAAUUGUCUAGUAAGCAUAUAUAUUCAAAGAGCCAUUCAAUUGACUAAUUAUCAUGCUCACCAAUUUAAUAACAUGAAAAUUUUUCAAAUUAAUCAUCCUUGCCCAAUUGAAUGACUCGCUACAGAGAUCAAUUAAACCCUUUACAUGCAAGGAAUCGCCAAUCUUACUAUUGCAAGCAGAUUAAUUGUAACAAAUGGGAUCAAAGGGUAAACAAGAUAUAGUUUGGGGACUAUUUUGUAAUUAGGAAGACAUAAAAGAAAGGGUCUGCUGUAAUGGAUAGUUAUCGAAUACAAUAAUCAGAAAUUACUUCUUUCUAUUUCCCUUUCCUUCCUCUCCUUCUUCUUCCUCCUUUUCUUCCUCUUCUUCCUCGACUUUCUAUCCCUUCUUCUCUGUUCUUAUCCCUAUUUCCCAGCUCUUCUCUGUAAUUCGUCUUCUUUCCCAGGAAUUAACACUCGCCAAGACCAUUUCUUCUUUCCCAGGGGUUACAAGGUGGUAUCAGAGCCUUCUCUUGGCACUUUCCUCAAUCAUGGCGAACACGAGGGGAAUGAUCGACGACCGUCUCGCCGGCUUCAUGGCGUCGACGAUGCAGGUGCAAGGGGAUCUCAAUGAUAAGAUUGUCGUUGUUCGUGGCUUGGCCAAUUCUCACACAAAUCAGCUGCAGGAGCUUCUGGCUAGAGCUGAUGGCCAUUCUCAGCAGUUCGUCACCAUCACCAGUCGUUUGGAUAGCAUGGCGGCGCGUUUCGCGGCGCGUUUUACAGAAAUGGAAACUCGAUUGGAUACUCAUCUCGGGCAAUUCACUCACGAAAUUCGUGAUUUGCUGCAAGUCAAGCUUCCUAAUCGACCAUCGAGAGUUGUUGCCGACGCGGUCGUGCCGCUAGUGGACUGGAAUGGUACUCGGGGCAUCUUACCCUUGCCAACUCAGGGCUUCAGGGGCGUUGACCCUACCACAGCACUGGCACCUCGGGUUCAAGCUCCGAUUCCUCAGGUUGCAGAGCGAGAGCAAUCCCAGGCUCCGGCCCGAGGUAACAACCAUCAACUUCCCCGAUUAGAUUUCCCCUCUUUCAAUGGUGAAGCUCCCCGUGAAUGGACUAGAAAAUGCGAAACAUUGUUUGAGACCUAUGCAAUCCCUUAUGACCAGAAGGUAAAUGUGGUUGUGAUCUAUUUUGUGCGAAGGGCUAUUGUCUGGUUUGAAGGUUGGAAUUAUGGCAAACGUGAAUUAAUGUGGGAGGAUUUCGUGGUUGCUUUGUGCCAGAGAUUCGGUAGUCGUACUUAUGGGGGUGUGGUAGCUGCAUUCAAUAAACUUAGGCAGCAUGGCUCUUUGGCUGAGUAUCAAGAGAAGUUUGAGGAGUUGAGGUCCUUGAUGUCGCGAUUCAACCCGGCCUUGGAUGAGCUUUAUUUCAUUAUCAGCUUUAUCAAUGGAUUGGAGCAGGAGUUGCAGCUACUUGUGUCCAUGUUGCAGCCUCAAAUGUUAGUUCAAGCUUAACAUUAAGCUCAAUUGGAGGAAGAUGCCAUCGAAGCCUGCAAAAGGAAGUUUUACAACCCUGUACUAGAGUCAUCUGCUGCAAUGAAUCCAUUUCAAGGGCUUCUUUGCACAUCAAACGUUGGCAUGAAGGAGAUCAUUACAUCUGAAGCGGUGGGAGUCACAGCUAAGCUGACUUUAUACAGUGGAGUUAUUCCACAUUCAUUGGCUGGAUACUUGGCAUUGCUGGUCCGCAAGCAAGCUUACAAAUAUGCUUCUAGAUUUGGAAUUGCAUAUAAGGAAGUAGUAGCCAAUGAAACUCAUGUGCAACAAAACUUAAUUCAUGAUGAUACUGAUGUCCUACCUGUUGAUUCUCUUGCGUAUGAAAGUUCUUAUGGUGUUGUAUUCUCUAAUGGAUCGCGGAUGAAUUUCUUGUAUACUGGUGGCAAUGAUUUUGUUAUUGGAAGGCCAUUUCCUACCCAGCCAGCUCUUGUUUUCAUUCAUUACAAUGAGGGCUUGUUUCCUGGUAAAUGGGAUUGUAUUUUGAUGAAAUUUCAUGGGUACUGGUGGUCUCUGGUGAAAACUAAAAGAAGGGAUGUGUUUUCCAACUUCAAAGAGCCAUAUAAGGAUUUGGGUUCAAGGGUUGUUGUUGGAUUUGAUACUGAGUUGCUGCUGUUGAGGUUGAAACUGCUUUCCAGAAGGUGUGGACAGAAUGCAUGUGUUGGCAUUGUAGCUGAGGCGAUUUUUAGUGGUGAUUAUGAGCACUACAGUGUUGGUGCUAGUAAGAUGGAUAGGGGGUUUUUCGCCUAUGUGAACGAAGUUGGCCGCCUGGAUCAUAGCUGGGUGGUAGUCAGUAUUGGAGGGUUGGUUGAUCUUAAUUUGCAACAGGGUUGCAUGGUGUUUGAAGGCAGUAAUGAGACUGUGUUACAGUCCCAUGUUCUUGUAGAUUUUUGUGGUAGGGGACCAACUCUCGACUUUAAGGAGACCUACAAAGAUCAUUUUCUCGUGGAAGGCCAGCAUGAAGAGCUCUGUAAUUGGAAGUUUCACUGGGUUUGGGGGCUAAUAGUGACAAAGCUACUAAUGCUGCAAGUGGCUUAUUCCAUGCUACUUUCCUGGCUUCUCAUAAAGUUCAUGCCACUAUCACUACUUUCGUCUGCUGCUGUACAAUUGAGGGAAGAUGAUAUUUCCAACACCUUUAGCAUUUAUGGGCUAGAGAAACAUGGUAUUGGUCGUGGAAUUGGGUUGUUGAUGGCCCAAGGGAAAGUUCAGCAAGUUGUUUUCAUGAUCGGGCUUGAAGAUGCAGUUGACUGGCAGUAGGUUAAUGGUGAUCGAAUGAUAGGUGGUAGGUUCGAUAGUUGCUUGGUGUUGGUGGAAUCCCAAGGGAGAGGUGUUGGCUUUGACUUCGAAGAGUCAUACAAGGAGUUUGGGCGAGCUAUGGUCAUUUCUUAUGGAAUAGGUAAUUGUCCUGGAUUCAAGGAGGGUUGUGGUACUGGAUGUUGUCUUAAUUUCAAAGAACCAUACAAAGAUGGUGUUCUAGUGGGCAUCAAUGUUGGAAAGUUGUGGAAUGGGAAUAUGGCUUAUGAGGUAUACUAGUUGAAGUGUCACGUUUGUUGUGAUGUUGUUGAACCUUAUGGCAGAGUUUUGUACAGCUUGCAAGAGAGUAAAGAUAAUCAAGCAUU